This is a messenger RNA of Oncorhynchus keta (chum salmon), 1119 nucleotides long. RefSeq names its product cysteine and glycine-rich protein 1-like. The record is from RefSeq and is a predicted model, not a curated record. Bases 257 to 835 code for a protein of 192 amino acids. Lineage: Eukaryota; Metazoa; Chordata; Actinopteri; Salmoniformes; Salmonidae. Gene Ontology annotation, molecular function: actinin binding; structural constituent of muscle. The transcript is spliced from 6 exons. Gene Ontology annotation, biological process: muscle tissue development; sarcomere organization. Gene Ontology annotation, cellular component: Z disc; cytoplasm; nucleus.
GGCUUCUCUGGCUCUCAAUUUGUUUUUCUCUCUCUGCAUCUCGCAAACCCUUUUCCUUCAUCCAUCUAAAGCCCUUUCUUUUUUUGUCCUCCUCGCUCUACAUCUCUUUCAGUCUAUGUGUGUACCAAGCAGACUCCUCCCUAAAUCCCAGCUUGGUUUGUUUCUCUGAGUUCUUUUAGACUGAAGCCACUCCAGAACUCCACUGUUAGAGAUCACUCUACAACCAGGGAGUUUCAGCCACACGCACUACACAAGAAUGCCUUUAGGAGGAGGAAAUAAGUGUGGCUGCUGCCAGAAGACUGUGUACUUCGCUGAGGAAGUGCAGUGCGAGGGGAAAUAUUUCCACAAGUCCUGCUUUCUGUGCAUGGCAUGUAAGAAGAACCUGGACAGCACAACGGUGGCCUGCCAUGUGGAUGAAAUCUACUGCAAAUCCUGCUACGGCAAGAAGUAUGGGCCAAAAGGCUAUGGCUUUGGUGGGGGAGCAGGCACCCUGAGCAUGGACACAGGGGCACAUCUUGGAAUCAAACCUGAAGAGCAGGCAGCCCACCGCCCCACCAACAACCCCAACGCCUCAAAGUUGGCGACUAAGUUUGGCAGCUCAGAUGUGUGCCCGCGCUGCGCCAAGGCUGUGUAUUCUGCCGAGAAGGUGCUCGGAGGUGGAAAUUCCUGGCACAAGAGCUGCUUCCGCUGUAGCAAGUGUGGGAAGGGGCUGGAAUCAACCACUGUGGCUGACAAAGAUGGAGAAAUCUACUGUAAAGCAUGUUAUGCCAAGAAUUUUGGUCCAAAGGGCUUUGGUUUCGGCCAGGGGGCAGGAGCUCUGGCACAUGCUCAGUAGGGCUCAGGCCUCCUCGGACUCCUAAACAUUUGGACUGCAAAUCCCUGGAUUCCCCAGUCAACCUGUGUUUAAUCCUGCGAUCUCAUUCCAACUACUGGCAGAGGCUCACGCAGUGCACAGUUUACUUAUGUGCUUACCUUACCAGCGGCGUUAGCUGCUCAUGUUUUUUCUCAAAUGAGGUUAAUACUCUGCAUGAUACAUUUUUUUGUAACCACUGAGAGAACCAAGAUUUACCAGCUUGUUCAUUUUGGCCUAAUAAACUCCUUUUUUGCAAUUUGAAUAUA